Molecule: messenger RNA, 408 nt
Organism: Symbiodinium pilosum
Lineage: Eukaryota; Dinophyceae; Suessiales; Symbiodiniaceae
Source: the annotation of a GenBank genome assembly
AUGAGGAGAUCAUGGCCGACGAGGAGAAGUCUGGUUUGCAUUCGCACUGGCUGGUCAGCUCGCCACAGAGAGGCAGAGCGCCUGUUGAAAGACGGAUCCCCGGGACCCUGGACGCCUUACCAUGGCAAGGGUGCCGAAGAGGACGUGCAUCCUGACUACAAGCUGCCACGCAUGCACUUCCCGGGCGUCUCAGCUGAAGUCGCUGAGUGGCUCGUGCAGUGCAGGGACAUGGCGGGCCUCGGCAUCGACACGCUCUCCCCGGAUGCUGGAGCCAGCGAAGGCUUCAAAACUCACCAUGCGGUCUUGGGAGCUGAUCGGUACAUCGUAGAGAACCUGAAUCUGGAGGGCCUCCCCGCACGUGGCGCUACCGUCACUGUUGCUCCAACGGCAUUGCGCGGGGCACCCGAG